This is a messenger RNA of Cricetulus griseus (Chinese hamster), 963 nucleotides long. The record is from RefSeq and is a predicted model, not a curated record. NCBI's taxonomy places the organism in Eukaryota, Metazoa, Chordata, Mammalia, Rodentia, Cricetidae.
UGCACAAUGUUCAAGCACUUUAGCCUGGUGUUGCUUCUCACCUCUACUUGGACCACUAGGCUCCCAGUCCAAGGUACCAUCAGAGUGCAAGAACUUUCCAUCUCCACAUGUAGAUACAUGGGGGUUGCCCUCGUGGGUAAAAAGGCAAACCCACAGAUGAAUUUCACAGAAGCCGGGGAGGUCUGCAAGGUGCUGGGGCUGACUCUGGCCAGCAAGGACCAGGUGGAAGCUGCACAGAAGUCUGGCUUUGAGACUUGCAGCUAUGGGUGGGUCGGAGAAAGGAUCACCGUCAUCCCUCGGAUUUUCCCAAACCCCAAGUGUGGGAAGAAUGGGAUAGGUGUCCUGAUUUGGAAGGCUAUGCCCAGCACAAAGUUCAAAGCCUAUUGUCACAACUCAUCUGACACCUGGGCUAAUUCAUGCAUUCCAGAAAUCAUCACCACAUUCGACCCCACGUUCGACACUCAGACUCCUGAAAUGGAGUUCUCUGUCAGCAACAGCGCCUACUCGGCUUCAUCCCCAGACUUUACAACUCAUGCUCCUACUACAACCCGGGCGCCACCAUCCACCUCCAUGGCAUGGAAGACAAAAAAGAUAUGUUUUACAGAAGUUUAUACAGAACCUAACACUGUAGCUGCAGAAACAGAACCACCUGUUGAAAGUGGAGCAGCAUUCAAGAAUGAAGCACCUGGGUUUGGAGGUGUCCCCACGACCCUGCUGGUGCUCGCCCUACUAUUCUUCGCAGCUGCCGCUGUUCUGGCUGUUUGCUAUGUGAAAAGGUAUGUGAAGGCCUUCCCUUUCACAAACAAGAAUCAAAAGAAGGAAAUGAUUGAAACCAAGGUAGUAAAGGAAGAGAAAGCUGAUGACAUCAACUCUAAUGAAGAAUCAAAGAAAACUGAUAAAAAUCUAGAGGAGCUCAAGAGUCCACCCAAAACCACUGUACGAUGCUUAGAAGCUGAAGUUUAG